AUGAUUUCUCUGUCGAUUAGACAGGGUUUGCAUCAGAGACAUAUUCAAAUGAUUGCAUUGGCCGGUGCGAUUGGAACGGGUCUAUUCCUCGGCUCUGGAAAAGCAAUCGCUCAAGCCGGGCCCCUAGGAGCUUUUCUGGGAUAUACAUUCGUCGGAAUGCUCGCUUGUGGACCAGUCUUGAGCAUUGCAGAAAUGAGCGCUUUGAUACCAUUGUCAGGCGGAAUCGUGCGACAUGCAGAAUUACUAGUAGAUCCUGCUCUAGCUUUUGCGAACGGAUGGAAUACCAUCUACAGCUACAUGGUAUCCCUCCCAGCAGAACUAGUAGCCGCCGCAAUUCUCGUAGACUUUUGGUCCUCGAUCAACAACGCCGUAUGGAUUACCAUCUUUGGCCUCCUCCUCAUUGCGAGCAACAGCAUUCUCGUUCGAAUUUACGGCGAAUUAGAAUUUUUUUUCGCGAGCUUGAAAAUUCUGUUGAUUGUGGGUGUCAAUAUUAUGGCUUUGGUCAUUGUUUGUGGAGGGGGACCGGAUCAUCAUACAUAUGGUUUUCAAUACUGGAGACGGCCGGGUCCGUUGGUGCAGUAUUUGGGCAUCGAGGGGAGUACGGGGAGAUUUCUUGGAUUCUGGACAGUCUUCAAUAAUGCCGUAUACGCCUACUCCGGCAUCGAAAACGUCUCCCUCCCAGCCUCCGAAACCAGCAAUCCUCGCAGAAACAUCCCCAUCGCAGCGAAGCGAAUUUUCUGGCGAGUGGGAAUCUUCUACAUGCUAUCCAUAUUCAUGGUCGGCCUCGUCGUGCCCAGUACCGACGAGAAUCUGCUCAAUUCAUCCGGCACAGCAGCAGCAUCGCCUUUUGUAAUUGCAGCGAGUCGAGCUGGGAUUAAAAUUGUCCCUUCGAUUAUCAAUGCUGUGGUGUUGACCAGUGCGUGGUCGUCGGGGAAUUCGGGCUUGUUGAAUAGCUCUCGCACACUAUAUGGUCUCGCGCAAGAAGGGCGUGCGUUUAAAAUUUUCAAACGGACGAAUCGUCUUGGGAUACCGUAUGUGGCUGUGGGAUUCAUGUCUUUGUUUAUUUGUCUGGGAUAUAUGACUCUGUCACAAAGCGCCUCAACCGUCUUCACCUGGCUCCAAGAUCUCGUCUCAGUAUCCACCCUCGUGAACUGGACCGUCAUCUGCAUCGUCUAUCUCCGAUUCUUCUACGCCAUGAAAAAACAAGGCAUCAACCGAAAUCGACUUCCCUGGAAAAGUCCCUUGCAGCCCUAUCUCGCCUGGAUUACCGCAGCGUUUUUUAUUCUUCUCCUCUUAACCGGCGGCUACACUACUUUUCUCCACGGACACUGGAGUACCGAAACCUUCAUAUCCUCCUACAUCAACAUCCCCAUUGUAAUACUCGCCUAUUUCAGUUACAAAUUCAUCUUCAAGACACAAAUUUUGUCGCUCGAAAAAGUCCCUGUGCUUCGAUAUAUUGAAAUUGCAGAGCAGAAUUUGGAAGCGCCUGCUAAGCCGGUUACGGGGUGGAGAAGAUUGAAUAUUUUGUGGAGUUGA
Messenger RNA from Sphaerulina musiva SO2202, 1536 nucleotides. Its product is annotated as proline-specific permease. The transcript is spliced from 7 exons. Gene Ontology annotation, molecular function: amino acid transmembrane transporter activity. Gene Ontology annotation, cellular component: membrane. The coding region runs from base 1 to 1536 and encodes 511 amino acids. Lineage: Eukaryota; Fungi; Ascomycota; Dothideomycetes; Mycosphaerellales; Mycosphaerellaceae. The record is from RefSeq and is a predicted model, not a curated record. Gene Ontology annotation, biological process: amino acid transmembrane transport.